UGGUGCUGGUAGCUGAAGGUGGGCUCAGAUACUCCACACACAGCCUCGCCUGACAGACUGAAGAUCCAGCAGAUCCGCGCACAUCGCUGUCCUGCCCGCGGAGGAUGAGUUAGAGCCCGGGAGAAGCUGAUACACAGAUCCAGCAGAGCGGAGGAGUGAUGGGGUCUCGGGCAGACUGAGGGUCCUGUGGGCAGCGGGUGGGCUGGUGUGGGAGUUCAGGGUAAAACCUGUCACACAGCAGCUCUGAGAAAAUGGGAGAGAAGCUGAGAGCUGGGAGAGCUGGUGCACAGGGAGAGAAAACCAGGAUCUGGAUAUAAAAACAGUUUCUGCUGAUCAAGGUUUCCCCAAAUUUCCGCCAUGCUACGCUGGCAGACGUUGGACUUGGCCCACCACUGCCUCGCUGGGCUUCUCCUCUUACUCCCUAUAUCCUUCUGUCUGACAGUGAAAGCACCCUCCCACCUCUCCCAGCAUCCGCACAUUCCUUCCCUGGUGCCUCACGCUCCCUUGCCCCUGUCCCGCUCCCAUUUCAGCGCAAAAGCCCAGCUAGACUUCACCACCCACUGCAACACCAGCUGCUUCCACAGAGGGGAGGACGUCGACAAAGAACACCUGACUGAGCAGCUCGCCUUUGAGACGCUCUACGCAGACGGCUCCCGUACGCUCACCACUGUUGACCUAGACAAUGAUGAUGUUGAUAAUGUUAAUGAUGAUGAGGACAUUGCUAAUUAUAUUGUACCCACACCGUCCAUCAGAAAGAGCCACAAAUCACCGCCUUCAUUUCACAAGAGGAUGCGGCGGCAGAUAUAUGGUGCAGAUGGACGGUUCAACAUCCGUGGCGACCACUUUCUCCUGGACUAUCCCUUCUCCACAGCUGUGCGCAUCUCGACUGGCUGCACCGGGGUUCUGGUGUCCCAGCAGCAUGUUCUGACUGCUGCCCACUGCGUACAUGAUGGGAAAGAUUAUGUCAAAGGGGCACGCAAGCUUAGGGUGGGCUUCCUGAUCCCACCUUCUGUUAAUGUUAACGGCACAAGGCAAGGUCAGGCCCCUUCGAAGAAGCCCUUGGUGCGAUGGGUGAGGGUCAAACGGACACGGGUGCCUAAAGGCUGGAUCCAGGGACCUCAGGAUGUCAGCAUGGAUUUUGACUAUGCCCUCCUGGAGCUGCGCUGGCCCCACCGACGGCCCUUUAUGCGAUUAGCCGUGGCCCCUUCUUCUGAUGAUCUGGCUGGGAAGCGCAUCCACUUCUCUGGGUUUGAUAGUGACCGUCCUGGAGAGCUUGUGUACCGGUUCUGCCCUGUGGAGGACGAGUCCAACGACUUGAUCUACCAGCACUGUGACGCCCGGCCCGGGGCCAGUGGAUCCGGAGUGUACGGCCGAGUGUGGGACGACGCCCUGGAACGCUGGGAACGCAAAGUGAUUGGCAUCUUCUCUGGACACCAGUGGCUGGAGAUCAAUGGCGAGAACCGUGACUACAAUGUGGCUGUGCGCUUUACUCCGCUGAAGUUUGCACAGAUCUGUUACUGGGUGCAUGGCAACAGAGCAGACUGCAGCCAGGACUGACCUUGAUGAACUUAAAUAUUUAUAUAUUGGAAAAUGGCAAAAUAACUGGAAGAUGAUAGAAAAACAGACUCAUGAACCUGCACUUUAUGCUCAAUCCUUUUUUUUAUUUUAAAGCAAGGCAACUAAAAAACUCUAAGAAAGACCUUGGCAAAAAGUUAUAUAUAUAAACUACAAGAUUCUGGACUUGAUCAUCAAAGCAUUAUUUAAUCCAAAUUGGAUCCGGCCUCAGUACCUUUGUCUUUGAUAUGGACCAUUAUUUAAUCUUUUAAAUAAGUAAAAAUAAAAACCACUCCUUUGUCUUGCAUUGUAAAAUAUAAAAUAAAUAUCCACCCCUUGCACCAUUUGACCAAUACAGGUCUAGAUUUGUGCAUCCGUUUCCUGCCAAUUCAAUACCUAUAAAACAGAACAUUCCGAUGACAUGCUUUCUUUGUGUUGUGAUUUUAUCGCAUUUCCCAGAAAAAACACUUUAAUAGCCUGGCUGUGGAUUUAUCUUUUAGACUGUGAUGCUUAGCCUACAUGUGCGAGAUGGAUGAUAUUGUAUUAUAUUUGUCAGAUAUAUUAACCUGUUCCUAAUAUAAUGGUGUUUUUAAUUAUUUUUAUCAGUUGGGGAGAAAUACAUUGAUAAUUUUUUUUUAACAUACUACUGCUUCUUACAAUAAUAAUAAUAUAUAAUAGGCCGGUGAGUUGCUGAGUUGUUUAAAAAAAAAAAAAAGAGCCAGUUAAUGAUGUGUUGUCACAUAUAUUCUGUGGUUUAUUUCAGGGUGUAAAAACUAGAUAACUGUGAUAGAUAAAGAAAAAAAUAAAUCAAAGCAAAUCCUCUGGCAAAUCAUAGAGACUUUUUCACAGCUAUCAAGUGUAGUGACUGCUAGAUCAGAUACCAGUUACCAAACAGGAAGAGGGAUAAAUUGAUGUUGAAUAUAUUUCUAUUUUUGUUGAAAAUGCUUCUAUUUUAAUAAACAAAAAGAUGUCUA
This is a messenger RNA of Astyanax mexicanus (Mexican tetra), 2528 nucleotides long. RefSeq names its product serine protease 23 (gene prss23). The record is from RefSeq and is a predicted model, not a curated record. Lineage: Eukaryota; Metazoa; Chordata; Actinopteri; Characiformes; Acestrorhamphidae. Gene Ontology annotation, biological process: proteolysis. The transcript is spliced from 2 exons. Bases 358 to 1557 code for a protein of 399 amino acids. Gene Ontology annotation, molecular function: serine-type endopeptidase activity.